Molecule: messenger RNA, 1197 nt
Organism: Thelazia callipaeda (thelaziosis nematode)
Lineage: Eukaryota; Metazoa; Nematoda; Chromadorea; Rhabditida; Thelaziidae
Source: the annotation of a GenBank genome assembly
AUGCACUUUUCUUUUCUAAGGCUGUCACGAUUGGCAAAAUCUUUGAAAAACGAAGCUCAAAAAUGUUUAAAAGUAGCUGUAAUUGGUCCACCAAAUGCUGGCAAAUCGUUGUUAACGAACAAAUUGGUAAAAGCAGGUGUAGCAGCUGUAAGUUCCCAAAUGGAUACUACACAGAAAAACCAAACAGCUAUUUUAACCGAAGGCUUAUCACAACUGGUAUUUGUAGAUAGUCCUGGAACUGUGGGCAUCAGGCAUGCAAGAGAAAUUAUGAGAAGUCCUGAUUCACGUAUUCUUAGUGACCCGGAACAUGCUGUGGAACAGGCAGAUCAUAUUCUUGUGAUUCAUGAUGCCACUAUGUCUACUGAUUAUAUUUUACAUCGAGUGCUACAUAUGUUGCACCGUUACCGACAAAUUCCUUCAAGUUUAGUUUUAAACAAAAUUGACCUAGUGCAACAAAGGUCUGAUUUGUUGGCGCUUACUCAAGUACUGUGUAAUGGUGUGGUUGAUGGAAAUCCCAUUGUUGUUAAAAAGCGUAGUGGUGGCCAGUUGGCCAAAAUAUGCGGAAAAAUACGCAAAUCAUCUCCUACAAUUCCACUUCAUAGUACAGAAGCCAAAGCACACGAUCAACAGUGGCAAGAAAAAUACAGAGAAAUUCUUGAAAAACCUACACACAAAUGUAGUUGGAGUGAAACUAAGCAACUUUUUGCGGAUAUAAAGGGGUGGUCCAAUUUUCAAGCCGUGUUUUUCGUUAGUGCUUUGACUGGGGAAGGAAUUGACACAGUCCGCAAUUACCUUCAUGAAUUGGGUCUUCAGAAGGAGCAUAUUUUCAAAGAGGAAGUUAUCACCACAAAAAAGCCUUUAAAAAUUUGUCAGGAUGCAAUAAGAGCCGAAUUCCUAAACAGAAUACCACCUUACAUUGCGUACAAUUUGGCGAUCAAAAUUACCGAGUGGGGAAUGGAAGGGGAAGUACUGCAAAUUGUUGCUGAAAUUGAGUGCAAAAAGGACCGCAUAGCACGAAUUGUUGUUGGUGAACAUGGUUUAACUAUAACUGCAGUUGCGAAAGAAAUCAAUGAAUCAUUACAGAACUUACUUGCUCAACAGUUAUUUGUUCGAAUAUUAGUGAAAGUUAAUGGUAAAGUAUUCGACAAGUUACAAAGUGAUUCACGUAGGAAUCGAAUUAAAGAAGCCAUGCGCUGA